Messenger RNA from Erythranthe guttata (spotted monkey flower), 3864 nucleotides. RefSeq names its product Di-glucose binding protein with Kinesin motor domain-containing protein. Gene Ontology annotation, molecular function: ATP binding; microtubule motor activity; microtubule binding. The record is from RefSeq and is a predicted model, not a curated record. Gene Ontology annotation, cellular component: microtubule cytoskeleton. Gene Ontology annotation, biological process: microtubule-based movement. NCBI's taxonomy places the organism in Eukaryota, Viridiplantae, Streptophyta, Magnoliopsida, Lamiales, Phrymaceae.
AUAGAGUAUAGAAUCUAUAGAUACACAAAUCGGCAUAGUUCAAAAUUCAAAUUUCAAAAGGGGAGGGCUUCCACCAUAAUUCAUAACGGCACAACGAAAUUAACGGCCCCUUCGCCAUGGCAACUUUCUUCUUUCCUCUGUAAUUAAGUAGUUCUACAAAAAACCGAUCCCUUUUAUCAAUGGAGGAAGACUUUGAAUGGCAAGACCCACUUCUUAUAACUGAUGUUUCUACCCUGCAGCAACAAGAUCAAACUCAGAUUCAAUGCGAAUUGCCGACUUUUUUUGGAUCUGAAGCUUCAACAAUGGAAGUAACGGAUGAAUGUAGUCCCACGAAGAUUGAUGGUCGUUCGAUGUUGGGAUUUUCGCUAACAUCACCCGAUUUAGUAUGCAUGGGUUCACCCGACAUUACUAACCAAAGAUACGAAGAAUCGCCUAAUUUUUUUACGGGCGGAAGAAUCGACGUCUCUUUAGAAAACGGAAUCGAGGGUUCGGAAACAAUCGACCCCUUUAAGGAUCCAUCUGCAAAUAUGGAAGAUUUAUGCACCGAAGCUUCGUUUGAGCUUGUCGCACCGCCAUUGGUCGAAGAGAAUCUGACUAAAGAUUCCACUACCGUAAUUGGCAUCAAUGUUGGAUCUUCAACUAGUGUUGAAUUUCAAGACAGCAUCCGCUUUUCCGAGGACGGUAGUUUUAACGGCGGCGAUACUAUAAGGACAGAAAAUCCCAUAAUCGGUGACGACGACACAAAAGACGUUCGUCUUUAUCAAACUGCACGGUUUGGGAGUUUUUCGUAUCAUUUUGAGAAUUUAGUGUCGGGGGAGUACUUAGUCGAUCUGCACUUUUCGGAGAUAGUGUUCACUGAUGGUCCCUCGGGAAUGAGAAUCUUCGAUGUUUUCUUACAAGAUGAUAAGGUUGUGUCUUGUUUAGAUAUUUACGCACAAGUCGGCGCACAUGUUCCUUUGGUGAUAUCCGAUCUUAAAACUUGCGUUAAUGGAGACGAAGGGUUGUCGGUUAGAUUUGAAGGAGUAAUUGGCAGUCCAAUAGUUAGUGGAAUAUUUAUUAGGAAAGAUUCUUCUGCAAGUUCUGAAGAGGUGAGAUUAUCCGAACAAGUGGGAUUUACGUGCAUACCACAAUGCGAUUCGCUGAAUGACGACGAAAAUGGUUCGUUCAACGAUAAUGAGUUUCAUAGGCUUCGAACCGAACAUGCAAUACAGAAGGAGGAACUGUCGAAGACAAAAAGGAUUUUGGAGGGAAUUAAACGAGAAUACGAGGAAAAGAGUAGAGAAUGCCACGAAGCUUGGAAAUCAUUGAAAGAUCUUCAAAACGAGCUUAUGCGCAAAUCAAUGCAUGUCGGAUCAUUGGCUUUUGCAAUUGAGGGACAAGUGAAAGAAAAGACGAGAUGGUUUUCAUCACUUCGUGACUUGACACGAAAAUUGAAGAUUCUGAAGAUGGAACAUAUUAGCCUCACAGAAGAAGCUGCAGUCCUUAAGCAUUAUGUAGGAGAGAUGGAGGGUGUCCAAUCUAUUGUUCAAUCCACAAUGAAUCAGCAAGUCGAAUUACACGAAGAUAUUAAAAAUAAGUACCUCCAAGAAGUGAAGCAGAGGAAAGAACUUUACAACAAAGUUCUUGAACUGAAAGGUAACAUUAGAGUAUUUUGUCGCUGUCGGCCAUUGAACACUGAAGAGAUCAAUGGUGGAGUUUCAGUGGCAGUUGAUUUCGAAGCUUCAAAAGACGGCGAAUUAACGAUUUUGUCAAACGGGAUAUCGAAAAAGACAUUUAAAUUUGACGCCGUUUUUAGUCCCGAAAACAACCAAUGUGAUGUUUUUGAGGAAACGGCCCCACUUGCAAUUUCGGUUCUCGAUGGAUUUAAUGUUUGCGUAUUUGCUUAUGGGCAAACCGGAACUGGAAAAACAUUUACUAUGGAGGGAACAAAUGAAGCUCGUGGAGUUAACUACAGAACUCUCGAGAAGCUAUUUGACAUAAUUGAGGAACGGAAAAACACGCACCGAUAUGAAGUAUCGGUUAGUGUUUUGGAGGUUUAUAAUGAGCAGAUAAAGGAUUUACUAGUUUCGGAUUCGCAGCCUGGCUUAAAUGCAAAAAGGCUCGAGAUAAAACAAGUAGGUGAAGGAGGGCAUCAUGUACCGGGAUUGGUCGAAGCAAAUGUGAACAAUGUGAGAGAGGUUUGGGAAGUUCUUCGGACUGGCAGUAAUGGAAGAGCCGUUGGAUCGACUAAUGCCAAUGAACAUAGUAGCCGUUCCCAUUGCAUGCAUUGUGUAAUGGUGAAGGGAGAGAAUCUACUUAACGGAGAAUGCACGAGGAGCAAGUUAUGGCUGGUUGAUCUAGCCGGAAGUGAGAGAAUAGCUAAAACGGAAGUUCAAGGAGAGAGAUUGAAAGAGACUCAGAAUAUAAAUCGAUCACUUUCUGCACUUGGAGAUGUUAUAUCUGCUCUUGCAAAUAGAAGCCCACACAUCCCUUUUAGGAAUUCGAAACUCACUCACUUGCUUCAAGACUCUUUAGGAGGAGAUUCGAAGACAUUGAUGUUUGUGCAGAUCAGUCCAAACGAAAACGAUCUGACCGAAACUAUUUGCUCGUUAAAUUUCGCUAGUAGAGUUCGCGGGAUUGAGUUAGGUCCUGCAAAGAAGCAAAUGGACAAAACCGAGCUCGUCAAAUACAAACAAAUGGUUGAAAAACUAAGGCAAGAAAUGAAGAGCAAAGAUUCCCAUGUACGGAAGUUGGAGGACACUAACUAUGGUCUUGAGGUGAAGAUAAAAGAUAGAGAUUCGAAAAACCGAAGCCUCCAAGAGAAGAUAAAAGAAUUGGAAUCGCAACUUCUGGUGGAGAGAAAGUUAGCACGACAGCACGUUGACUCGAGGAUAUUAGCAGAAAUGAAACAACACCAAGAGGAGCAGGUCAACUCCGAGUCAACGAGACCGCCACUUGCUCCGACGAAAAUACUCGGUGUUCAUAAAUCUCAAUCCGAAACCAAACCUCAACCAAGUAAUAAUAUCCCUCGUUUAUCUGCUGAAAACGAUGACUUCUCGUUUUUCCCUCUUUCCAUGGAUGAAAAUCCCAAGAUGGAUAAAGAAAAUAAUCCGGAAAUUGCCGAACAACUAUUAAAACCGCCGAAACAAACAGGCAGAGCUUCGCUUUGUCCGAUUGUCCCAAGGGUUUCUGCUCCACGUAGAAACUCUCUUAUCCCACUUCCGAGUUUGCAUGGACAAGCGAAGCUAGCACCCUCGUUUCUGCCGUUGACUCCGAUUCAAGCCGAUAAGAGUGAAGAAGGAGGUGAAACGUGUUUGCCCCUACAGGUGCAUAGUCCGAAAGAUCAAAAGAACAGAGGUAAGAGACUCGGUAGUGCGUUGAGAAGAAGCCUACAGAAGAAGAUUUACGUGAAGACACCCAUGCAGCCGCCUGUUAGAAGAAUCGGUGUCAAUGUCGGUAUGGAUAAGUUGAGAGUUUCGAUCGGGAGCCGAGGGCGAAUCGGUCAACGCGUGUUUCUUGGAAACGCUAGAAGAGGUGUAGCAACAAGGGAUGCUAAUAACAGUAAUAAUAAUACUCAGCUGAAGCAAAACCACAGAGACAAAGAACGAGGAUGGAAUACUGGGACAGUAACAAGGAAUCUCUUGUAGUGGUUUUCGAGUUUCUUUCGUAUUUAUUUGUUCCGACUGACCUUUGCAUAGUUUGAGUUUCAAGAUUCGUUUUUUUUUUUUUUUAACUUUCGAUGAUGGAUGAUGCUUAUCAUCUCUUUGGUUGGUUUAAAUUUAUUUGUUUGGUUGAAGUGAAUUGAUUUGAUGGUGAUGUACAUAACGAUUGUAAUUUGGUUCGGGUGGUUUUUUGUUCGUAAUUAUCAAUUAAUGGCUUGCAACA